AUGGCCGCCAUCGAGCGACCUAUGAAGGGUUUACUCAUGAGUUCCGUGAGCAGCAAGUGUGACAAAACGGGAACAAAUUGCCACCUCUGCCCCCAAGGAUGCUCCAGGCGCAUUCGCAGACAGGUUCCCGAGGUUCCAUUGUGUUUCUGUUAUGGUCACAGCAGCCAGUGUUCUCCUCAGUCGACGUACAGUGUCCACACCAUCUCGUCGACCUUUGACCAUGGUACUGACGGAUGGAAGGCAGCGACUUCUCACGGCCUCACCCCGACAGAUGUCCACUCCCGCUGGUCCCCGAAGUACAAUGAUAUGGAAGUGAUCUCCAGAAACAGUCUGCCGGUUUACCUGUACGCACCAGCUUCUUACCUGGGCAACCAGUUGCUGAGUUACGGUCAAAAUUUGUCCUUCUCGCUGCGUCUGGACCGGGGCAUACGACACCCGUCCGUCAGCGAUGUCAUUCUGGAAGGUUCCGGUCAUCGGGUCUCGGCCUCGCUGGGCGACUUGCGCUCUAUCGUUCCCUGUGGACAGAAGCUCAACUACACUUUCAGGCUGGAUGAACAACCAGGCAGCAAAUGGCGCCCUAAGCUCACCCCAUUCCAGUUCCAGACGCUCCUCCAAAACCUGAGCGCCAUCAAGAUACGAGCCACCUUCGGAGACAGAGGCCGGGGUUACCUCGACAACGUCAAACUGGUGUCGGCGCAGCGUGGAGACGGCACCCCGGCCCACUGGGUGCGGACCUGUGUUUGUCCACAAGGAUACCAGGGAGACUUCUGCCAGCAAUGUUCAGCGGGUUUCAAAAGACGAAGGGUGGCCGACAGAGCGUUCAGCCCGUGUGAACCCUGCGCCUGCAGGGGUGGGGACUGCGACCCGCAAACAGGCGAUUGCUAUCCCGCGGAUGAGACACAGACGUGUUCAGAUGGGUUCUACUGGGACUUUUGGAGCCGAGCCUGUGCAAAGUGUCCCUGCCCUGAAGGAGUGUCCUGCUCACUCGUUCCUGGGUCGGCGCAACCGCAGUGUCACAUCUGUCCUCCCGGAACCACAGGUCUUCGCUGCGACGAGUGUCAAGAAGGUUUUCACGGUUCUCCCGGAGGCGGUGCUGGAGGGUGGCGGCCAUGCCAACCUUGCCAGUGUAAUGGCCACAUUGACGUCCGAGUGGCGGGUAGCUGUGAUCGAAUUAGCGGCGAAUGUCUGAAGUGUGUCAACAACACAAUGGGUCGCCGCUGUGAAGUAUGCUUGCCCAACUUUUAUCACCGCAGCCAGGAAGACGCCUGCAGACCGUGCGACUGCGACCGUCAGGGCUCUGAAUUCGCGCAGUGUGACGACGCCGGUCGUUGCCGCUGCAGACCGGGCUUCGAGGGUCCAAAGUGUCAGACGUCCCGAGAGUGUCCCGCUUGUUUCAACGCGGCCAAAGUCAAGGUGGAGGAGUUAGCUUUCAAACUUCAGCAGAUGGAAGCACAGAACUCCCAGCUUGGGGGUGGAGUCAAUAGUGGCAACAACGCGAACAUUGAGGCUGUGAUGAGUGCGGCCGAGGCGCUGGUGGAAGAUCUGGAGGACGACAUGAAGAAGCUGGCAGACCUAGAGAAGCGGGUACAGGACAGUCUCGCGUCCAUCAGCCGUACUCGACUGUCCGAAGAACAGGAUGUCCAGAACGUAGCCGAUGCGACCGGUGACAUCAAACGACGGCAGGAGACCUACCUGAACAAAGCAGAUCAGCUGCAGGAUUUGAUCGCGGACAUGAAAGUGAAACUGGACGAGGCCAAGACAGGUCUCCGAUCAGCUGAAUUUCCGGCAGGAGAUGCACCUUCCGGUCCUAAUCUUCUAUCCUCGUUGGCUCAGGCAGCAACAAGCUUGGCUGAUAAACAUAAGACAAAGGCGACGGCAGUGGAACGAAGUGCCAAUGAGGCUCUAGGCGACUCUGAGAAAAGUCUGGAACUGGUCCGGAAUCUGCUCAACAAGGGGAAAGAUGUCAAAGAUCUGAUCGGAGGGGUAAAAACCACAUACGAUGGAAUGGCAGCGCGUGUCAAGGGUUUGGAAAACCAGGCGCCCCGCGUGAGCGAAGAGGCCACGGAAGAGAGCAACAAGGCUAAUGACAUGCUGGAAGAAAUUAACAGGAUGGCCAAAGAGAUUCCGCCCGCUCUGACGAAGCAAACGGAUGCCAUGGGGGCCAAGCUGGACCUCCUGAGGAAAGCGGCGGACGAGAACGCAGCGGGCCUCACUGCGUUGCAGGAUGACAUUAGGCAGGAUACAGGAGACGCUCGGGACCUGCUGAAUCAAGGCAGGAAUGCCAUGAAGGACCUAGACACUCUGACGGGCCGAGUGGACGCCGCCCACGCCAACACCAAAGAGGCGCUGCAACGAAUCAACACCAAUACCAACAAGUUGGACAGCGCUCUCGGCACUCUGCGAGGCUUCGACCAACAGAUUGCGAGUAACAAAGCGCAGGCGGAUGCCGCUAUCAAGCGACUUCCCGCUAUCAACGCGACCGUUCAGCGAGCCGCCAAGAACAACGCGGACACGCAGGCGUUGCUGGACGCCGUGUCCGCCGACUCCAACGGGGCAAUGACGUCCAUCGACCAGCUGAAGAACCAGAUCCCUGGUUUGGAGCGAUCACUCGGGUCCAUUCCGCCUCUGGGAAAUGAAGUCACCAAAAUGAACGACGCCGCAAAGGAGCUCCUGGCACAGGCGGGCGACGUCGGCGCAGAUGUUUUAGGAGAAGUCGUGGACGCCAAGAAUCUUAAAGCGGAAGGUUUGCAGGCUGAAGAUGCGGCGAACGAGGCUCUUCGGAACGCUCAACGGGCCAGAGACACCGUGGGAAAGAUGCUGCAAGACAUUAACAGCAGGAUAGCUAACAUUGGCCAACCGGGCACAUUUGACCCGCGCCGCAUUCAGGAGCUGGAGGACUCGGUGGCGAAGGCCCGCGGGGACGUGGAGACGCUUCUGAAGCCUCGCCUCAGGGACGCAGCGGAACGUGAGGCGGCGCAGCGCCAGCAGCUGGCCAACCUGGACCGUGACAUUGACGCCAUUGUGGGGGAUGUCGCAAACCUAGAGGACAUCUUGAAGACGGUACCUGACGGAUGCUUCAACAGCCCACCCAUCGAGAAGGCCUGA
Nerophis lumbriciformis (worm pipefish) is the source of this 3105-nucleotide messenger RNA. The record is from RefSeq and is a predicted model, not a curated record. NCBI's taxonomy places the organism in Eukaryota, Metazoa, Chordata, Actinopteri, Syngnathiformes, Syngnathidae.